Messenger RNA from Drosophila persimilis, 1110 nucleotides. Its product is annotated as MORN repeat-containing protein 3. The transcript is spliced from 2 exons. The record is from RefSeq and is a predicted model, not a curated record. The coding region runs from base 40 to 957 and encodes 305 amino acids. Lineage: Eukaryota; Metazoa; Arthropoda; Insecta; Diptera; Drosophilidae.
AAUCAAGCAUAAAAGUAUACACAAAUUGUUGUUAACAGAAUGGGUACCUGCUUGGAGCGCUAUUUCUGCCCCAACAAGCCGGUUUGCAGUACUGGGAGAAGGUCCACUUUCUACUUUCCUGGCGGCGGCUCCUAUGCUGGCUACUGGCAAUGCAACCAGCACCAGGGCUGGGGCGUGAAGAAGACGGCAAAGCGAACUGCCAAGUACUUUUCUGACAAAAAGAAGCCCGAUGGUCAGCUCGUCUAUGAGGGUCAUUGGGUGAUGAACAAGCGGCAAGGCAUUGGAUCGAUGCUACGCAAGCGUGGCGCAGAGCUGCAGCUGAUAUAUGCGGGGCUGUGGUUCGACGAUAUGAAGUGCGGCGAGGGCAAGCAGUUCUAUCCCGAUGGCUGUGUCUACUUUGGAGAAUGGCUUAGGAAUCGACGACAUGGCCUUGGCAUUCAAUGGUACGCAGAUGGGGGCAUCUAUGUGGGUGAAUGGGAGACUGGUUUCCGACAUGGCUUGGGCGUCUUAUUUUAUGCUAAUGGCAAUCGUUACGAAGGUCACUUUGCGCGCGGAUACAAAAAUGGCGAGGGUGUAUUCUAUCAUAUGCACACUGGUCAAAUCCAGAAGGGAAUGUGGGAAAAUGAUAAUGCAAAGACAUCCCUGAUGCAGGAUGAAGUCCUCAUUCGACGCAAUGACAAAGUCACUCCCUAUCCGAUAACACAGAAUUAUCUGAAAUACCCCAACGAAAUAAUGCGCGAACUCUUCCAGAGAUACAAGCCGUUCGGCGAUAAGCCCCACCGUCGAUUCAACGACAAGGUCAGUCUGGAAUUCAUUCACCACCGCCGACAGUAUGCUUCCUUCGAGGAACGUAUCGCCUCGCCGACUAUUGUGGAUCUCUAUCCGGACUCUGGGUUUGUUUGCACUUGCGACUGCGCUCAGAUAGCUAGAGGGGACACAAAAGUCAGCCAGACUUAAAAUUGUUCUAACUGAUAUAUGAACAACAGCUUAAUACUCAAAAGCAAACAAGUGGGAACCACAUUUGGUCAUAUAUAUUUAUUACAAUGUUAUAUUUUUCUUGUCAAAAUUCUCGAAGCUCAAGAAGGUUUAAGGGCUGGUAAAAAUAUAAGA